Molecule: messenger RNA, 6779 nt
Organism: Phyllostomus discolor (pale spear-nosed bat)
Lineage: Eukaryota; Metazoa; Chordata; Mammalia; Chiroptera; Phyllostomidae
Gene: CALCOCO1
Product: calcium binding and coiled-coil domain 1
Exons: 15
Coding region: 127-2202 (691 amino acids)
Source: RefSeq, a predicted model, not a curated record
CCCCAGAAGUCCUCGCGCUCACUCUUCUCCCUCCCCUCUCGGUGUCGGAGUGCUGUUUUUGUUGUUGGUGAAAGGUGAGGGAACAGCUGAUCCGUCUGUGGGGAGGGCACAUAUCUUAAGGGAAGAAUGGAAGAAUCAUCCAUAAGCCGGGCACCAUCUCGGUGUGGAGUCAGCUUUCUAAAUGUGGCCCGGACCUACAUCCCCAACACCAAGGUGGAGUGUCACUACACCCUUCCCCCAGGCACCGUGCCCAGUGCCAGUGACUGGAUUGGCAUCUUCAAGGUGGAGGCUGCCUGUGUUCGGGAUUAUCACACAUUUGUGUGGUCUUCGGUGCCUGAGAGUGCAGCUGAUGGUUCCCCUGUCCAUGCUAGUGUCCAGUUCCAAGCCAGCUACCUGCCCAAGCCGGGAGCCCAGCUCUACCAGUUUCGAUACGUGAAUCGCCAGGGCCGGGUAUGUGGGCAGAGCCCCCCUUUCCAGUUCCGAGAGCCAAGGCCCAUGGAUGAACUGGUGACUCUCGAGGAGACUGAUGGUGGCUCUGACAUCCUGCUGGUUGUCCCCAAGGCAACUGUGCUUCAGAACCAGCUGGAUGAGAGCCAGCAAGAGAGGAAUGAUCUGAUGCAGCUGAAACUACAGCUGGAGGGGCAGGUCACGGAGCUGAGGAGCCGAGUACAGGAGCUUGAAGCAGCUCUGGCAACUGCCAGGCAGGAGCACGCAGAGCUGACAGAGCAAUAUAAGGGGCUUUCCCGGUCCCAUGGGGAACUCACAGAAGAGAGGGACAUCUUGAAUCGGCAACAAGGAGACCAUGUGGCACAUAUCCUGGAACUGGAAGAUGAUAUCCAGACCAUCAGUGAGAAAGUGCUGACAAAGGAGGUUGAGCUGGACAGGGUUAGAGACACAGUGAAGGCCCUGACUCGGGAACAAGAGAAGCUCCUUGGGCAGCUCAAGGAAAUGCAAGCAGACAAGGAGCAAAGUGAGGCUGAACUCCAAAUGGCACAACAGGAGAAUCGUCGCUUGAAUUUGGAGCUGCAAGAGGCCAAGGGCCUGCAGGAGGAGCAGGGUGCACAGACCCAGCGCCUGAAAGACAAGCUGGCUCAGAUGAAGGACACUCUCAGCCAGGCCCAGCAGCGGCUGGCUGAGCUGGAGCCCCUGAAGGAGCAGCUUCGAGGGGCCCAGGAGCUUGCAGCCUCAAGCCAGCAGAAAGCUGCCCUUCUUGGGGAGGAAUUGGCCAGCGCAGCAGGAGCCAGGGACCGCACCAUAGCUGAGCUACACCGCAGCCGCCUGGAAGUGGCGGGAGUCAAUGGCAGGCUGGCUGAGCUCAGUCUGCAUUUGAAGGAGGAAAAAAGCCAGUGGAGCAAGGAGCGGACAGGGAUGCUGCAGAGUAUUGAGGCAGAGAAGGACAAAAUCCUGAAGCUGAGUGCAGAGAUACUUCGGCUGGAAAAGGCAGUUCAGGAGGAGAGGACCCAGAAUCAAGUGCUCAAGACUGAGCUGGCCCAGGAAAAGGAUUCCAGCCUGGUGCAGUUGUCAGAGAGUAAGCGAGAGCUGACAGAGCUGAGGUCAGCCUUGCGUGUGCUCCAGAAGGAAAAGGAGCAGUUGCAGGAGGAGAAGCAGGAACUGCUAGAGUACAUGAGAAAGCUGGAGGCCCGCCUUGAGAAGGUGGCAGAUGAGAAGUGGAAUGAGGACGCUGCCACAGAGGAUGAGGAGGCAGCUACAGGGCUGAGCUGCCCAGCAGCUCUGACAGACUCAGAGGAUGAGUCCCCAGAAGACAUGAGGCUCCCACCCUAUGGCCUAUGUGAGCGUGGAGACCCAGGCUCUUCUCCUGCUGGGCCACGAGAGACUUCUCCCCUAGUCGUCAUCAGCCAGCCAGCUCCUAUCGCUCCCCACCUCUCAGGGCCAACUGAGGACAGUAGCUCUGACUCGGAGGCUGAAGAUGAGAAGUCAGUCCUGAUGGCAGCAGUGCAGAGUGGGGGUGAAGAGGCCAACCUGCUGCUUCCUGAACUGGGCAGUGCCUUCUAUGACAUGGCCAGUGGCUUUGCAGUGGGUCCCUUAUCAGAGGCUGGCACUGGGGGCCCUGCCACACCCCCAUGGAAGGAGUGCCCUAUUUGUAAGGAGCGCUUCCCAGCUGAGAGUGAUAAGGAUGCCCUGGAGGACCACAUGGAUGGACACUUCUUCUUCAGCACCCAGGACCCCUUCACCUUUGAGUGAUGUUACCUCUCCCUAGUACAAGCACAAACACACACUUACACACAUGUACACACUCACACAGACACAUUUAGGUCCCAUGCCUCUUUUCCAACACAGUGUGCUCCAUGAUGUUCUGUUCCCUAGGAACCACUCCUGUGUGCCGUUUUUAUCCCAAGCUCUCCCACCUCAUCCUCUCCAGCCCAGCUCUUUUGUCCAGGCAGGGGUCCUUCAUGGAAGCAGUGGCUGAAUUUACCCCCUGAAAGCGGUUUUGGAGUAACCAGGAUAGAGGAGGCCUUCCCCAGGGGGAAUAGAAUCGGCCCCUCCUAGCCCCGGUCGCUUCUGUCACUCCCACCAGCCACCACACGGACCACCCCCACUGCAUGCACACACACACACAUGCAGUCUCUGGCGCCCCAAAGCCAGUCCCUGGGGCGCCUUACCUUCUCUUAUUUGGGGUCUGCAUUUGUUCUCUGAGUUGCCUCUGGGGUCUGCAUUGAGGCAGCAGCAUGGGCAUCAUGACCUCUUCAGGUCUCUCAGUUCUGAGUUUCAGUGGUUUCUCUUAUUGCCAACCCCCCCAUUGCCUUCCGCAUCCCACCCCAGCCUUUUUCCAUAACAUUAGAUAAGUUUGGAGGUUUCUUUUGUAUUUUUGAGGUUUUCUGUACUGUCUCCAGCCCCUCCCUGCCAUCACCCUUCAGUGUCCUCACAUGGAAAGAAACAAUGCAUUGUGCCUUCUGUGAGGGGUGGGGGAACAAAUGGCCCUGGGUUCCCCAUUUCCAAGCCCUUCCUCCCUCUCCAGGUUUCCCCACAGCAAUAAGAGCGUUCCCCCAGUAUCCCUUCCCCACCUGUAGUUUGGACAAAUAUAUUUAUAUGGUAUGUACAACUCUUCUAAUAAAAUGUGUUCUUAUCAUGAGGUGUGACUAGAGCAAAAAACACCCAGACAUCUGGCUCUUAGACCUUGGUGGGGGGGCAAGGCAGGGAGGGGACUCCAAGUGACUUUAUCCCAUAUGCCUCCUGCUGUGCUGGUCACCAGUGGGAAGAGAAAGGAGGAACCUUUGUCUCAGGUGGAGGUCUGGCUUGGGGAACACUGCAGUGGGGGAGGGAGAAAACUAUAGGUCAGUGUCUUGGGGUUUAGUCUCCGUGGGACUCGGUAAAGGGCCAAAGCAAUGCCUUAGAAGGCAAGGGAGGGUUCCGCCACUCAGACCUUCACCCUCUGCAGCAGCCAUCACUACGCUGGGCCAAAGGGUAGGCGUUCCUCCUGUCAAGAGUGCACUCCUUUGAGUAUCCGCUUCAUAAAAAAUUCCCUAAACCCCAUACCUCUGAAGAUUAUUUGAUACUCUUCCCAUCUCUGCCUCCCUCUGUUCCUCUGUUGCUGUCCCCACACACCCUUGCAUGCACUCUGACUCCACAGUCAUGAAAACACAUCCAUCCACUCUAACCAGCUUCACAGGCUAGACAGACACAGCAUCAUAAAGCAUUUAUUAAGGACCUGCGUGCUCACCAAGGCUCUCAGAAGUUCCCAGUACCAGCCAUGUCCACAGCCCCCUUGUUCCCCAUCUCAGUGGCUCCCUUACCAUCCACCCUUCAUUUCCUUCAGGGCCCCUGGGUGGGCCACCGCCACCCCGCCAUUCCCCCUCUAUGCACCUGAAACCCCCUGUCCCCCCCCCCGCUUCCAGCCCCACCUGGAUGACAUCUUACAUCCUUCCUUCUUCCCUCACAUUGCUGUCUCCUAGCAACCCCAUCUCAUUCCCUGAAUCCCUUCCAAGGAAAUUAGAGAUAAUGGAUCUCUCCUCUCUCCAUCUCAACUCCUCUUUAUCGAUCCUCCUUUAAUGAAAGUUAAUUAUAACAAUGAUUUAAUUAAUAGAAUCCCUCUCUUCCUUUAUUGCUUCCCGUAUUAAGACUAUUAAUAAAUACGAGCUGGGCUGACAGAGGCAUCCAUCACCUGCCUGGGAUUCCCCCAUCCCUCCUUUUCCCCUCCCUCACACCCCCUCCCACUCGUGGCCUAUAAACUUACUGGGGUAGUGGGGGUUAAUCAGAGAGGAAUUAUGAGCCAACAUCCCCAGCAGGAGGUGCGUUUAAUGAAAUCACUUGUGAUUUAUGUCUGGGAGAGGAUAGGGAGGGAAGAAUCUGGAACCCAGAUAUCCUGGCUUCCAGAAAGGUGGCUCCCUAGUGCAAAAGAGGAGGAAGAUGGAAACAGGAACCCAGGGCCCCUUCUCCCAUCCCACAGCCCCUGCCAAGGCACGCACAUCCACAGGAGCCACAUGGGUAGCUGCACAAGGCCACUGACACAGAGGCUGCCAAACUAAAAGCACUCAGAAGACUGCAGGCUAGGUUUCAUUCUUUCCCACCUCCAAAACUCGGCAUGGAUCAUCCUCACCCCACUUCUUUCUCCCCAGCCCAGUUCUGCUCCUAAACCUGCUCCCCCUGCUCCCUUCCUCCACAAAGCCCCCCCUCAGUUCCUCAUCAGAUCCCUCCACCCAGAUAUUUAGAACCCCAGCUGCUCCUUUCUCUCUCCAUUGUAAGCCUCCUGAUGUGCAGUCUGCACCUUCAGGCUAGGUGUUGCCCAGAAGUUUGGAGCCAUUUCUCUUGCCUACCCCAGAACCCAGACUGGCCUCUGACACACACAGCUCAGGGAAGGGUAACUGACUGCAUGGGCAGGGAGGGAGGAUACCUGGGUUCCAGUCUGAGUUCUUGUUCCUGCUUGCUGUGUGGUGUUUGGCAACUCAGCCUUUCUACUCGUUUCCCUUCUGUAAUACAUCAUCUUUCCCCUGCUUCCCAGCAUCCAGGCAGAAACUGAUGGAACUGCAUGGGCUUGAGAGCCUGGUGUGAGAGGAAAAGUCAGACCAAGAAACAGCAAAAAGGACUGUGGGUGUCAAUAUUUGGUGGGCGAUGAGUGAAUCCAAACAUCAUUCCCCUCUUACAGAACCUCAGUGGCUGCCUGUCACCUGUGGGAAUGUGAAGUACACACUGUUGAGUGUGCCAGUUGGUCUGCACUAUCUGGUCCCACUUUCCAUUUCCCAUCCUGUCCUGAGGAACCCUGGACUCCAGUUUUACAGAACACAUUCCACAGAAAUAGGCGCUACUCUGGCAUGCCUCUGAACAUGUGCUUUCCCCUCAGCUCAAAGGACACCUCCUCCAUGAAGCCCUACUUCUUUCAGUUAUCCUCUUGAAAUACCACAUAGAGCAUUUUGUAAAAACACACUACAUCAUGUUUACAAGUUACAAAGUUUCCCAUGAGUCACAACAUGGGGGCUAAGCAAUAAAGAAUGAGUAAUUGUAAGCCAAGCAUGUGCAGGCAGAAGGAACAAAAUGUGCAAAGACAUAACUUGCUGAGAAGUCUAAACACUCAAGUAGGGCUGCAGGUAAGGAUCAUACACGGUGUGUGAAGUGAGACUGGAAAGAUGGACUACCAGACAUUUACUCACAUGUUCACUCGAUAAAUAUUCACUGAGUGCUCCCUAUGGGUCAGGCACAGUUCUGGGCACUGGGAAACAAAUAGUAAUGCCUGCCCAUGUGGAGCUUACACCCCAUGGGCAGACCACAAACUUCCAGAGAAACCAGUUCGGACCCCACUGCAAUAACCCCAGGAAAAAAUGGUGAGCACUAAACUUAAGCUGUGUCCAAAGAAAAAGAGGCAGAAUUCUUUAGGAGGCAGAAUUAAUGGGACUUGGUGAUAAGUAGAUGUGAGAAGUGAACAAAAGGAGUCAAGCUGACUCCAGUUUUCUGGUUUCAAUGACCAGAGAUAACCAGUGAGGCCAUUCAUCAAAUGAAUAAUACAAAUGGAGAAAUACAGCAGAAAGAUGAUUGGUAUAACUUUGUCUUGUUGAAUUCUCAAUGUCUUUGGGAUCUUCCAAAGGAGAGAGAGAUCCAGUAGGCAGUUAGACAGAUAUUUUAAGUCUAGAGCACAAGAGAGUUUGGAACUGGAAAUAGAGACUUAAGAUCCUUGAAAGUGAAGGUGAUAAGAGUGAAGCAAGAUUACCUAUGUCAAUCCCAUGUAGAGUAAGAGGGUAAGAGGGCCAAGGGCAGCCCUCAGGAGACCAUCAGCGUGCAAAGGAGGUAUGGAGAAUGCAGAGUCUUGGCCAGAGAGGUAGGAAGGAAUUCAGGACAGAUGAGUCAAGGAGAGAGAUUAGCAGCAGCAUGUGUGGCAGAGAGGCCAAGGAAAUGACUCCUGGAAAUCACUGCAUUAGCAGGCGGGAGGUACCUGGUGGCUCAGCAAGAAGCUUAAAGGGGUAAGCUUAGAAGUAUUGUAGGCGAAAGUUAUUGUGCAGCUGGACUUCACAGAGCCUGAGACAGAAACACAAUUCUGACCUGUGGAAUUAGGAAUAUGGUUCCAGACUCAUGUAAAAACAAGGACUUCUAAUUUAACGUGUAAGAAAAACCAAGGGUGGCCCUAGCCAGAUACCUGAGUUAGUUCGUUGGUUAGAGUAUCAACCCAAUACAUAAGGUUGUAGUUUAAUCCCUGGUUAGGGCACAUAAAAGAAUCAACCAAUAAAUGCAUAAAUAAGUGGAACAACAAAUCUCUCUCUCACUCUCACUCUUUCCACCUUCUCUAAAGCCAAUAAAGUCUUUAAAGGUGUGGAACAAAUAAAAACUAUGAAAAA